Molecule: messenger RNA, 1509 nt
Organism: Colletotrichum navitas
Lineage: Eukaryota; Fungi; Ascomycota; Sordariomycetes; Glomerellales; Glomerellaceae
Product: cation efflux family protein
Exons: 3
Coding region: 1-1509 (502 amino acids)
Biological process (GO): intracellular zinc ion homeostasis; zinc ion import into Golgi lumen
Cellular component (GO): cytoplasmic vesicle; membrane; Golgi apparatus
Molecular function (GO): zinc ion transmembrane transporter activity
Source: RefSeq, a predicted model, not a curated record
AUGUCCAACGGCGGGCUGCAUUCCCACAGCCAAAGCCAAGACUCGACCGGGAGCGGCCACACACACGAUCAUGAGCCGCCACACAGUCACACCCAUGACGGACACUCGCACUGCCGGACGAACUCGAGCCAAUCUUCUCUUCCUCGAGGAAAAGCGCCGCCUCAGUCGCUCGCGACAAUGGAGGGCUGGAAAACAGAAAUUACACCGAGCGGACGCCAGCUAUUGACGCCGACAACUGGGUCAUUUUCGGCGACAUUCCAACCUCUCGACGAAACAAAGAUAGUCUAUCAGCAAAACCACCACCACCACCACCACCACCACGAACAUGACCACUCUCACGACCAUUCUCAUGGACAUUGCGAUAAACACCAUCAUCAUGACCACUCACACGUCCACAGUCACGACCACGCCAAGCCAUCGUUGUUCACAAGGGCCUUGCUGAAGUACACGCCGGCCGUUCCGGUUCUCCACACCAUCCUCGUAGAAAAGGACUCAAGAAGGAUCUUCUACUUCAUGACUCUCAACUUCAGCUUCAUGGCCGUACAGGCCUUCUACGGCUACGUCACCGACUCUCUCGGCCUGUUAAGCGACACGAUCCACAUGUUCUUCGACUGUUUUGCGCUCUUCGUCGGGCUUUGUGCCGCGGUUACAAGCAAAUGGCCCCAAAGCCAGCGGUUUCCCUUUGGGCUAGGAAAGAUUGAGACACUGAGUGGCUUUGCCAACGGCAUCUUGCUGAUGCUGCUGAGCGUCGAAAUCAUCGUGGAGGCGUUUGAACGGAUAUGGGAAGGCCAGGAGCUCCACCGGCUAAGAGAGCUUCUCAUUGUCAGUUUCCUCGGCGGCGUCAUCAACCUGCUGGGUCUCUGGGGCUUCGGCCACCACCACCAUGGCCAUGAUCAUGGCCAUGGACACUCGCAUUCGCACGACGGACACGACCAUGGGCAUGAUCACUCGCACGGAAAGAAGCACAGCCACGGGCACUCGCAUCACAACGACAAUAUGGAGGGUAUUUUUUUGCAUGUUUUGGCCGAUACGAUGGGGAGCGCCUCGGUGGUGCUAUCGACUAUUUUGACGUACUAUACGGGCUGGACAUUCUGGGACCCUCUCGCGUCCUGCGCCAUCGCAAUCCUCAUCUUCCUGGCAUCGGUCCCGCUUAUUAAGUCUUCUGCACGGAACCUUCUCCUCAACGUCCCCGACGACGUCGAGUACAACCUGCGCAACACGUUGGCGGGGAUUCUGCAGCAGAAGGGCGUCGUCAACUACUCGGUACCCAAGUUCUGGAUGGACGACCGCGGCAACGAGGGAUCGGGCGACAAACUGCGGGGUAUUGUGCACGUGGUGGCGGGCCGGGGCGCAAGCCUCGAUGAAGUACGGGACCGGGUGAGGGAGCACCUCCUCAAGAACUCAAUGGACAUUGUGGUCCAGGUCGAGAGGGAGGGAGACGCCAGCUGCUGGUGUGGAGUGGGACGGUCGACGGGCCUGGCUACGAUGCCGCUCAAGAGGACCUUGUAG